Molecule: messenger RNA, 1229 nt
Organism: Trichosurus vulpecula (common brushtail)
Lineage: Eukaryota; Metazoa; Chordata; Mammalia; Diprotodontia; Phalangeridae
Gene: WNT10B
Product: Wnt family member 10B
Exons: 4
Coding region: 16-1185 (389 amino acids)
Biological process (GO): multicellular organism development; canonical Wnt signaling pathway; cell fate commitment
Cellular component (GO): extracellular region
Molecular function (GO): frizzled binding; cytokine activity
Source: RefSeq, a predicted model, not a curated record
GGCCCUGGCCAGGACAUGACGGAGGAGCCACGGUUAUGGCCUCUGCCCUCAGGCCUCGCCGGGCUCCUGCUCCUCUUCCUUUGCAGUAGAGCAUUAAGCAAUGAAAUCCUGGGGCUGAAACUUCCCGGGGAGCCCCCGCUCACUCCCAACACCGUGUGCCUAACGCUGCCGGGUCUCAGUAAGCGCCAAUUCGGCCUGUGCCUGCGCAGCCCCGACGUGACGGCGUCUGCGCUGCAGGGCCUGCACAUCGCGGUGCACGAAUGCCAGCACCAGCUACGCGAUCAGCGCUGGAACUGUUCGUCCCUGGAGGCCAGCGGCCGACUGCCACACCACAGCGCCAUCCUGAAGCGGGGUUUCCGAGAGACUGCCUUCUCUUUCUCCAUGCUAGCUGCUGGGGUCAUGCACUCGGUGGCCACUGCUUGCAGCCUCGGUAAACUGGUGAGUUGUGGUUGUGGCUGGAAAGGCAGUGGAGAACAGGACCGGCUCAGAGCCAAACUGUUACAGCUACAGACACUCUCCCGUGGCAAAAGCUUUCCCAACUCUCCAGUUGGUCUUGGGCCCAAUUCAGGCACCAUCCCUGGUCCCCAGGAUACGUGGGAAUGGGGUGGCUGCAACCAUGACCUGGACUUUGGGGAAAAAUUCUCUCGGGAUUUCCUGGAUUUGCGAGAGGCUCCAAGAGACAUCCAGGCACGAAUGAGGAUCCACAACAACCGGGUGGGGAGACAGGUGGUGACUGAGAAUCUGAAACAGAAAUGUAAGUGCCAUGGCACAUCAGGGAGCUGCCAGUUCAAGACCUGUUGGAGAGCAGCACCAGAGUUCCGGGUGGUUGGGGCAGCACUUAGGGAACGAUUAAACCGGGCAGUCUUCAUCAACGCCCACAACCGCAACUCAGGUGCUUUCCAGCCUCGGCUUCGACCUCGACGUCUCUCAGGUGAACUCGUCUACUUUGAGAAAUCUCCUGACUUUUGUGAUUGGGAACCAGCCUUGGGAUCACCAGGCACCCAAGGACGUGUCUGCAACAAAACCAGCCGCCUCCUGGAUGGUUGUGGGAGUUUGUGCUGUGGGCGAGGGCAUAAUGUUCUCCGUCAGACCCGUGUGGAGCGAUGCCACUGCCGUUUCCAUUGGUGCUGUUAUGUUCUCUGUGAUGAAUGCCGGGUCACUGAGUGGGUAAAUGUCUGCAAGUGAGAGGGACAUUCAUCCCCUCUUCCACCCUGAUUCACACUAUGGAA